UCGCUGAUCAAACUCAGCUGCGUGUGAUCAAGUCGUCUGAUCAGUAUCUCGGUCCAAAGGGGAGAAGGUUGGGUCUGAGUAACACUGGGAGGGUCAACUUUAGCUGGAAUAUAAAAGCGCUUUUAUCCGCGGUGCAGGCGCAGAGGAGUUGUGGCUCCCGCGGUAGAGAUGCAGGAUGCGUUAAAGCAAAACGGCCAGAAAGGAGCAAUGGCUAUGGGACUCGUCGCCAACGCGGUGGCUACCAUCGGUGGCCUCAUUCAUGGUGUUAUGAACUUAUUCACCAAUCUGUUCCUGACACCGCCGCUGAAGGCCACUCUGAAGCAUUUGGAGGACACUGAACUGAAAACUCUGAAAGGAGAAAUAAAGACCCUGAAAGCCAGAUCUCUAUGGGAGAAGUCUGGAGCUGUGGUCAUGGCAGUGCGGCGACCUGGAUGAUUUUUGUGCAGAGAGGAGGCUGCAGAGCUGUCCUCUCUGAAACCCCAGCUGGAUGAGCUGGGGGUCCCUCUGUACGCUGUGGUGAAGGAGGACGUCGGCACCGAGGUCCAGAACUUCAGACCGUACUUCAAGGGGGAGAUUUUCUUGGAUGAGAAGAGGCGUUUUUAUGGGCCCCGUGAGCGGAAGAUGGGUCUCCUGGGUUUCUUGCGUGUCGGGGUGUGGAUGAACGGCCUGAGGGCCUUUAAGAACGGCUUUGUGGGAAACGUUUUGGGAGAGGGCUUCGUCCUCGGCGGGGUCUUCGUUAUUGGAAGAGGAGAGCAGGGAAUACUUCUGGAGCACCGAGAGAUUGAAUUUGGAGAUAAAGUCAACAUUUUAAACGUCAUAAGAGCUGCCAGAAGAAUAUCACAAGAACUUCUGUCUUUAGAGAAGAAAUAAGGCUUUCUAUUACCAAUGGUGGAUAACAAUCUCAUAUCUGUCUAUCUAAAAAAAAAAAACAUGCAGUUAAUCACCUUGACAUACCAAAGAAAGUUUAGAACCAUAAAAUACAUUAAAAAAAUACAAAUGAUAUAAUUGUUCAGAAAAUCUAAAGUUAACAUUUAGUGUGUAAGGAAAAAAAAAAAUAUUUGUGAAGUGCACAUGAGUUUGUUGGUGUACUGGUCUCUGGGGGGGGUGGAAACCAGGAUUUUGGGGGUAUGACUGUGUAGAAAUAGGCUCGGAGUGUGUUAAUGAUGGUCUGUCUUUAAACUCAAGAGAGCAAGCAGACCUGAUGUCUGACACUCAGUUUUCUGUAGUACUCUGUGAUACUGUUUAUCUUGGAGCCAAGAACCGGUGACCUUUUGACCAAUAAAACAUGGAUUUGUGCACCA
Morone saxatilis (striped sea-bass) is the source of this 1301-nucleotide messenger RNA. Its product is annotated as peroxiredoxin-like 2A. Lineage: Eukaryota; Metazoa; Chordata; Actinopteri; Moronidae. The transcript is spliced from 5 exons. The record is from RefSeq and is a predicted model, not a curated record.